GCGAUGGUGGUGUUGUGGAAGCAUGGGCGCCGAGAGAGUGGAGUGGAACGACCUUGUUUCCUCGAGGAGUGACAGUAAGCUCCAUCUCAACGGAUGCGUACCUUGCAGACUAUGUGGAUGUUGCCCUGAUGGGUGCAUGGAGGCGUUUCCCACUGAAUCGCUGGAUCCUUCUGCAGGAAGAUGGAGCCUUUUCCGGCUGGGAGGUCCACACGCUUCCGCCCAUCCCAAGUGCGGCCCCGACCCAGUCCUUCUUCACCAAG
Molecule: messenger RNA, 260 nt
Organism: Symbiodinium sp. CCMP2456
Lineage: Eukaryota; Dinophyceae; Suessiales; Symbiodiniaceae
Source: the annotation of a GenBank genome assembly